CACACUCCAACAAGCGGAUGCGUUUUACUUGCCUUUAUCUUGUACCUUCUCACUUCGCUCUUCUAAAGACCAGCCAGAUAUUUAGGAAGGUGUCGCUUCAGAUUGAUGGCGGUAGCGGUGGCGUUUUGAAGGAGGCCGGUUCGACAUAUUCUAACCAUAAACUGAACUUUUUCUGGAGGUUAAGGCCUGUUUUGUGUCAGCGCAGUGCCGCGUUCAAAGGGCGGCAGCCAGCAUCCGACAAGAACGGAAAUUUCCCUCUUCGGUGCCGAGAGGUUCGACCAGUCUAGACAGAAUGACGAUCUUCUUGAUUAUCGGAAAGAAGGACCAGAACCUGACCACGCUGCUGUGGAGGCUGAGCUGAAGUGAAGCGAGCCGACAUGACCUAAAGAAGGAGGAGGUUAUGUGAAGCGUGUAUACAACUGUGCUGACCGUUUGUGAGAGACAUUUGAGGAAUCAGAGGAGGCCCGUGUCAAAGGUCAGCUCAAUUAGCUGAAUAACCACCUGCAGUAGCGUAUCUUUUGUGAUGGAGUUUCCACAAAGCUGGGCUGCACAUCACCACCUAACAAACCUACCACCUGCAUACGGAAGUACAGCACACACAGAGUGAUCACUCCUUUUGACUUCCUGGCGGACCCUGUAAAUCGACAAAACGGCUAGAUCUUAGACUUCCUCUGAAGAACCACAAACGUCUUGAGGUGUGAGGUAACUGGAGGCAGCCAUGAACGACUAUCCGGAGAUGUCAGUGAAAUGUGUCCUCGUUGGGGACAGCGCAGUCGGCAAGACGGCCCUGCUGGUCCGCUUCACCUCGGAAACUUUCCCAGAGAACUACAAGCCCACAGUGUUUGAGAACACUGGGGUGGAGGUGUACAUGGACGGCGUCCAGAUCAGUUUGGGGCUGUGGGACACAGCGGGCAAUGACAACUUCAAACAGAUCAGGCCGAGAUCGUACCAGCAGGCCGAUGUCGUCCUCAUCUGCUACUCUGUGGCGAACCCGAACUCUCUGGCCAGCGUCCAGCACAAGUGGAUCGCUGAGGUUCGGGAAAACUUGCCCAAGGUACCGGUGCUGGUUGUGGCGACCCAGACAGACCUGAGGGAGGUGGGGGUGCAUCGGGCCAGCUGCAUCACACCAAUGGAGGGGAAACGUGUGGCUCAAGAAAUCCACGCUAAAGGCUAUCUGGAGUGUUCCUCGCUGAGCAACCGCGGUGUGCAGCAGGUGUUUGAGUACGCAGUGCGUACUGUUGUGAAGCAGGCCAGGAAACAGGCCAGGAGGAGCUUGUUCAGCAUAAACCAGUGUAAGGUCUUUUGACCUUGAUGUGGUGGACACCUGAGCCUUUUAUGAGAUGUUAAGUGUGCUGUUCAAACUCAGUUGGCCUUGUAGAGGUGGAAGAACCCAAAAUGUGAUUUCUCAGAUAUAACAAAGGGUUUUCACGAACCUACCAAAAUGUAUUUCAAACUGAGAAUGCACUGAUUAAAACAUAGACCCUGUGGACCCUCAUGCAUGUGUCAGAGGUGGAAGAGGAUCUGUGUUUGAGAUCCAGGGAAGUAAUUAAGCAUAGUGUUUGUUCUUACAUGGAGUUUGGACAAGCGGGACAACGGAUUUUUGUGAAAGACUUUUACUUAAUUAUAGUACUUCAAGUGUGAUGUGAACUUUGAAAUGCUGAAUUAACCAAAUAAGUUCAUUUACUAUCACAAAUAAAAUGACAUUUUCUUUAAUGUGGCAAAGAGCCAUGGUGAUGUGAUUUUCACAUUUGAAAAGAAUCAAAUGGGAAAAACUUUUUUUUAUUGACAGGAAAUAAGUAAAUUAUAGUGUGUGUCAGCAAUGAUUUAAACUAUCAAUAAUAAGAUAAUGCAGAUGACAGCCAAACAUGGAAGACUUUUGUUAGGCUGUACAUACAAUUUAUUUCUUUAUAUUGUCUUUACAGGGGAAUUGUAUUAGACGUGACCAGAAAAUAAACCAUUGACAGGUAAAAAUGUUGACAAAAAUGCCUACAGGCUGCAUGUUUUCUCUAGAUUAUACAUUCAUCCUAUUUAAAUGUGUCAAAUCUAUUUAAAUACUUUAAAUUCUGAAAUGAAGUCUAUAUAUGUUAUUAAGGAAUUUAUUUUUUAUUUGUAGAUCAACCUACCAUUUUUUUCUUUUAGAACUUGAACAUAUGCAAGACACAUCAAAAUUUUAUAAAAUGCUCACAUUUUAUCAGAAUCGUGCCACGUAUCAGUGACUGUUAUGGAAUUUUUAAAAAUAUACUGUAUACUGUUUUUUUUAAGUUUUUUUUUUAGAAAAUGCAGCAAAGAUAUUAAGAUACCUCCUGCUGUCUUCAUUUUUUUCUUUGUGUGGUUUUUGUGGAACAACUAACUCACUUAAAACUGAAUAAAACUACAGGUUCAACACACUUAGCAGUUUUGUUUUAACUUAUCUGUACAGUUGGUGUAAUUGUACAGUUUUACCUGUAACGGACAACUAAAUGCGUAUACACGGGGAGGUAGCAAAUCUAAAAAUGGGACAAGAUCGGAUUUUCAGUCAUUUGUGGCUUUUCAUUUGCAAGUUAUAUACCUAUAUUUAUCAUUUUUGUCUUUUUUCUUUUUGUUGUUUGUUGUUUGUUUAUCACUCUCCAUCUGUUUUACAUCACUUACUGGUCCAGAAUGAACUUUAUAAGAAUCACACAGUGGAAGAGGUGUAAUUUUUAUUUUACAUUAAAAGACAUGGUCCACUUUG
This is a messenger RNA of Stegastes partitus (bicolor damselfish), 2710 nucleotides long. It is a transcript of the gene rhoh, whose product is annotated as ras homolog family member H. The record is from RefSeq and is a predicted model, not a curated record. Bases 719 to 1306 code for a protein of 195 amino acids. The transcript has 2 exons. Lineage: Eukaryota; Metazoa; Chordata; Actinopteri; Pomacentridae. Gene Ontology annotation, biological process: small GTPase-mediated signal transduction. Gene Ontology annotation, molecular function: GTP binding; GTPase activity.